CAUGACUCCAGUCUUUUCUCCUCCUCGCUCGCUGAACUCAAGCAGCUCAAGCUCGUCUUGGAUGUGCUGACGUGUCGGCAGAUCAACAGCUGCCAGCAUGGCUGCACGAAAUUCACAUUUUUAUUACGUUUUUACGAUUGUUAUUUGCGCUAGUUUUCACAUAAGCGACGCGGACCGGCGCUUCUCCGACCUGAAGCGAUGCGCCGAUGAAGAAUGUAGCAUGCUUCUCGUCAGAGGGAAGGCCGCUAAGGAUUUCGCGGGGCCGGACUGUCGGUUUCUCUCUUUCAAGAAAGGAGAGACGAUAUAUGUAUAUUAUAAACUCUCAGGGCAGAGGUCGGACAUGUGGGCUGGCAGUAUUGGAAACCACUUUGGUUAUUUCCCAAAGGACUAUCUUAAUAUAAAUCAUAUAUAUACUGAUAAAGAAUUGGAGGUACCUACGGAGGAAACCGAUUUUGUUUGCUUCGAGACUGGCCUUGAUAAAUUUGAAACGUAUGAUAUAGAUGUGCUGUUGAUAGAAAAUGAGAAUUUAACAGAGGAAUCAACAGCCCCAGCUCAGAAUGAAGAUUUAUCUCAACUGUCUACUGUAACAGAGACCGAAUCAGAGUCAGUCGAUUCAGAAUCAACAUUAAUUCUUGAAUCAGAGUCAGUCGAUUCAGAAUCAACAUUGCCUAUUGAAUCAGAGCCAGUAGGUUUAAAAUCAACAUCGCCUCUUGAAUCAGAGUUAGUUGAUUCAGGAUCAACAUUGCUUAUUGAAUCAGAGUCAGUCGAUUCAGAAUCAACAUUGCCUAUUGAAUCAGAGUCAGUCAAUUCAGAAUCAACAUCAAUUCUGGAAUCAGAGUCAGUUGAUUCAGAAUCAACAUCACUUUUUGAAUCAGAGAGUUUCAGAAUCAACAUUGAUUGA
Messenger RNA from Pimephales promelas (fathead minnow), 901 nucleotides. The record is from RefSeq and is a predicted model, not a curated record. NCBI's taxonomy places the organism in Eukaryota, Metazoa, Chordata, Actinopteri, Cypriniformes, Leuciscidae.